CGUCUGUUAUCCCGAUCGGUUUUACCACAUAUAUACGGGGACUACUUUGGCCGGCCGCCAGAGCCACCGCAUCGGACAAAAACUAGAGAUUGAUCCAUCCAUGGGUUCCCUAUUCUCUUCCCCUGCCGGCGGCGACUCUCUCCCAGUCUCAAAAAAGUACAUUGGCCGCUCUAUUAGGUCAAAAGAACAGGACGUCGCCCUCCGAAUUUCUACGCUUGUCGACAUCGCCAUCGAACAUUACAACUCCAACAAUCCAGGUGCCGAGUUCGAGUAUCCUGAGUAUCCUCCCCAGUCGACCACGGAGAUGAAGGCUGCCUGCAUUGGUUUUAGGGGAACUUUCUGGUACCACCUCUGCUUUUCGGCUCACCCCAUGGAUGCCACCGCCGAGACGCAACACUUUUUCGCUGAGCUAUAUUUUGAUAAACAGUACCUCGAACUAGCCGUUGAAACAUGCAUCAUCUUAGAAAAGCCGUUGUGCCGCUUUAGCAGCUCGUGUGCAUUUUGUCCAGACGAAUCCAAUAUCUUGCACCCAAGUGAUGAAGAAUUUGUCUGUGGAAAGCAAGAUCACAAAAAAGAAUUCUUCCGCAGGAGAGAUAUGCUAGUGCGGCCAUACAGUUCUUUUAUGACACCUCCUGAUAUAGAUAACACCGUCAUAGACAUAGAUAGCACCGAAGAUCCAUGACUCAAACUAUUAUGUUAUGGCAUAUGUAUUGCAGUUGUAAGAUAACUAUGUUAUUCUUAUCAGAAUGACUAAUUCACAUCUAAA
Triticum aestivum (bread wheat) is the source of this 766-nucleotide messenger RNA. RefSeq lists its product as uncharacterized. The record is from RefSeq and is a predicted model, not a curated record. The transcript is spliced from 4 exons. Lineage: Eukaryota; Viridiplantae; Streptophyta; Magnoliopsida; Poales; Poaceae. The coding region runs from base 101 to 682 and encodes 193 amino acids.